UUAUUAUUGUUGCAUUAUUUCCUAGUUCAAACGUUACUGUCUGAACGCAUAUUUCUUUUCCGUAGGAUGGCGAAGGAAUGUCACGUUUGCUCACCCAAUCAUGUCGAACAAACUUUCUUGGAGUAAAUCUAUUAAGGGGUUCGCUAUGAUUGGACGAUUUCGUCGCCAUCCUAGGAACAAAAAUAUCUGCUAAAGGACACCGGAAAAGAAACUUUGACCUCUGAGUUCGACCAAUGAUAGAGAUGUAAGCUGCCGGUGAUCGGAACAGCAACCUCAGGAUUACUGGAUACUUCCGGUGCUCGGAAGAUUUAUUCAAUCUAUGCAUUUUAUGUCUCGCUUCACAGAUUGUUUGCUGCUAUGAAAGGGCUCUGAUCGCAGAGAAAUGAAUGCAAGGAGAAGAGGCGGGAAGCCAAACAGAGGAGGGGGGAGAUUUAACAAGCCAAAAGGUGGAGGUGGUGGGGGAGGAGGAGGAGGUGGAAGUAGGAAAGGAGGAGCCGGUCACUGGGAUGAGGAUGAUGAUUUCAGCCUUGAUUUUGGACCCCCUCGUUCCAGCAGACCUGGCAAAGGGCGAGGCGGCGGUGGCCGUGCGGGUGGAAGAGAUGGAGGUCGAGGGAGGGGAGGAGGUAGAGAUCGAGACAGGGACAGCAGGCGCGAUGGGAGAAGCAGAGGCAGUGCUCUCCCAAGAUCCCUGGCCAGGACCAGAACAUGCCCAAAGUCAGGUGACGGCAUCAGGCCGGAAGUCAGCACCAUGCCCUUGCAGAGGAUAUUCAUGACUAAUGAAACCCAAGAACAACUCAAGGAACUGCUGCGGGAUUUGCAGUCCCAAGACUUUGAUGAGCCAUAUGAUGAGUCUGGUUCAGAUUAUUCGGGGAGAGAAGAGAAUGAAGAGGAAUUUGAUGAGUUGGACCACCGUGAGGAAGGUCAAUUUUGGGCCACUAAUGACGAGCCUGUGGAAAGAGCAGAGAGCCCAGCAUAUGAACCAUAUGAGUCUGAUGAUGAACGGCCCACACCUGAGCCUGUCAUCUCCUUAUUUGCUAUAGGAAAACUCUGCAGGUAUGGGUUUGACAGGGAGCGCAGCAAGCAGGCAUUGGAAUCUGGUGGAGGGGAAUUCGGGGCCACUUUAGAACAGCUCCUCCAGCAGGUUUUCACUGAGCGCUACGGCCAGAGAGCGGUUUCUGCUGAUGGCAUCGAAGGGGUGCCUAUGGAUGAGUGUUUGAGUCAGAGGCAGGAAGAAGCUUUGGCUCUAGCUGCCAUUUACGGUGAGCGCUUCAGUGAGCGGAUUGCCAAUGCAGUCUGGACAGUAACCCUGGACCUCCCAUUCCUCUCAGACAAUGCUGCCAGGAAUGGCAGGCAGGUCGGGAGUGCAAGUGGCGGAGGUGCUUUUAACGUCCGCGAUGUCUGCCGAUUCUACCUGAAAGGGCAAGGCUGCCGGUUUGGGGAAAAAUGCAAGUUUAAACACCAGCUCCCCCCUAAAGGGAGAUCUGGGGCUGGUUCCCCAGACCUGACAGGCCCGAGCCGGCCUGGCUUCAGCAGCUAUUCUCCACCUGAAUAUGAACUGGAGAUACGUUUCCCCAAAGGAAAUCGUUACCCAUUUCAGGCACCGGUAGUUGCCUUCAGCACCACAGACGAGUCUGUCGGAGCUGCAGGGAGGCUCAGUGUGACUGAAAGAUUGUUUGGAGAAGCAUUGGCUGCAGCAAAGAGCAGCGAGCCUGUUGUUUACACUCUGAUUACCUUGUGUGAAGAUGAAACUACCAUGAAUGAACUUCUGGCUGUUAGUCAUCACAAAUACAGCAUGCCGCCGCCUGUUGUUGUGGUUCCUCCACCCUCUCUUGCCAUAGCAAAGAGCAAAAGUGCGAGGAGCAGCGCUUCUGAGGAAAGCAGGAGUAGUAGUAGCACCAGUAGCAGUAGUCAUGCCACCAGCAGAAGGACUGCCCCACCAAACAACCAGAGACCCAUAGGCUUGAAAGAAACAGCAGAGGCGGAGGAGCUGGAUGAGAGGGAUGAGGAAGAUGAGGACGAGGCAGUUCCAGUCGAGAGUGAGAGUUACGUCAAUCUGAGGAAGAAGAUGGUGAAUAAGCACAACCUGAAGAUAGACAACCUACUGCAAGAAAACAGCAAGCUGUGCCGAGAGUUUCAGAAGAAGCAGUCAUCCAGGCGUUUCAAGUCCAUGUUGGAGCAGAGAAGGAAACUGCCAGCUUGGCAAGAAAAGGAAAAGAUCCUGGACCUGUUAGACCAGUGCCAGGUGCUGGUGGUCAGUGGGAUGACUGGGUGUGGUAAGACCACUCAGAUCCCUCAGUUCAUUCUGGAUGCGUCAUUAAAUGGGCGAGCGGAACAAGUGGCCAACAUCAUCUGUACUCAGCCACGCCGCAUUUCUGCCAUCUCUGUGGCCCAGAGAGUGGCACAGGAGCGUGCAGAGCGGCUGGGCAACUCUGUGGGCUACCAGAUCCGACUGGAGACUGUUAGGACGUCUGCCACCAGACUGCUGUACUGCACCACAGGCGUGUUGCUGAGGAGACUCGAGGGCGAAUCGGACCUCAGAGGUGUCACACACGUCAUUGUGGAUGAGGUGCACGAGCGAACAGAGGAGAGCGACUUCCUGCUGUUGGUAUUAAGAGACCUGAUGGUGCAGAGGCCAGACCUGAAGGUCAUUCUAAUGAGUGCCACUCUUAAUGCCAACCUGUUCUCUGAGUAUUUUUACAACUGUCCCACUGUCCACAUACCGGGGCGUACCUUUCCUGUCGACCAGUUUUUUCUUGAAGAUGCCAUCGCUAAAACCAAUUAUGUCAUUGAAGAUGGCAGCCCUUAUAUGCGCUCAGGGAAACAGAAUUCGUCUUCCACGAGCGGGCGAGGAAGCAAAGGGGAGCCAAGGGACAUGGUGGAUGACUUGGGUGAUGAUAUGUGGAACUUCAUGUCUUUCUGUAAGAAGGACUUUAUCAAAGACUCCAUUCCAGACCAGCAGCUCAGCCUGCAGGAGCUCACAGUCAGGUACAAAGACACUAAGAAGUCUGUGCUGAAGACCAUUGCUGCAAUGGACCUGGACAAGAUCAACAUGGACCUGGUGGAAAAUCUGCUGGAGUGGAUUGUAGGUGGAAAGCACGACUACCCUCCUGGUGCGGUGCUUGUGUUUCUGCCGGGCCUGGCUGAGAUCAAGAUGCUUUAUGAGCAGCUCAUGUCCAACAGAAUGUUCAACAACAGGCGCGCAACAAGGUGUGCGGUGUACCCGCUGCACUCAACCUUGUCCAAUGAGGAGCAGCAGGCUGUGUUCAGCCGGCCCCCAGAGGGCGUGACAAAGAUCAUCAUCUCCACCAACAUAGCGGAGACCUCGGUAACCAUUGAUGACGUGGUAUAUGUCAUCGACUCUGGCAAGAUGAAGGAGAAGAGGUAUGAUGCUUCUAAAAGCAUGGAGAGCCUCGAGGAUUCGUGGGUUUCUCGGGCCAACGCGUUGCAGAGGAAGGGUCGAGCGGGUCGCGUGGCCUCCGGCGUCUGCUUCCAUCUCUUCACCAGCCACUGCUUCCGACACCAGCUGGCUGAGCAACAGCUGCCUGAGAUCCAGAGAGUGCCUCUAGAGCAGCUUUGCCUCCGAAUCAAGAUCCUGGACAUGUUUGCGGAGUGGACGCUGGAGUCGGUCUUCUCUCGGCUCGUUGAGCCGCCGGCUAUGGGAAGCGUGGAUGCAGCCAAGCAGCGCCUGCAGGACCUGGGAGCCCUAACGGCAGAUGAGAAGCUGACCCCGCUGGGCUACCACCUGGCCUGCCUGCCCGUCGACGUGCGCAUCGGGAAACUCAUGCUGUUCGGUGCCAUCUUUCGCUGCCUCGACUCAGCACUUACCAUUGCUGCCAGUCUGGCCUUCAAAUCACCAUUUGUGUCUCCAUGGGAUAAACGGGAAGAAGCCAAUGAAAAGAAACUGGCCUUUGCCUUGGCCAAUAGUGACCAUCUAGCUUUGUUACAGGCAUACAAGGGGUGGUGCUCUGCGGCAAAGAAUGGCAACCAGGCUGGCUUCCUUUACUGCAGGGAGAACUUCCUGUCUUGGCGAGGCUUGCAGGAGAUCGCCAGUCUUAAGAGACAGUUUGCUGAGCUGCUGUCUGACAUUGGGUUCAUCAAAGAGGGACUAAGAGCCAGGAUUAUAGAGCGCACAUGCUCUAAAGGCACAGAUGGUGUUCUGGAGGCUACCGGCCCUGAGGCUAACUUGAAUUCUGAAAACAUCCGGCUGAUGUCCGCCAUGCUUUGUGCUGCCCUCUAUCCCAAUGUGGUCCAGGUACGGGCUCCUCAGGACAAUUACAAGAUGACCAGCAAAGGAGCGAUGAAGAUGCAGCCCAAAGCAAACGAGCUCCGCUUCAUGACCAAGAAUGACGGCUGUGUCCACGUGCACCCCUCGUCUGUCAACUACACAGUUCGCCAUUACAACAGUCCCUACCUGGUUUACCAUGAGAAGGUGAAGACAAGCCGUGUCUUCAUCAGGGACUGCAGCAUGGUGUCCGUCUACCCGCUGGUGCUGUUCGGAGGAGGGCAGGUCAGCAUGGAGCUGCACAAGGGAGAGUUUGUCAUCUCCCUUGACGAUGGAUGGAUCCGGUUUGCUGCUGCUUCUCAUCAGGUGGCUGAGCUGGUGAAGGAGCUGCGCUGGGAGCUGGACCAGCUGCUGGAGGACAAAAUCAGGAACCCGAGCAUGGACUUGUGCAGCUGCCCCCGCGGCUCCCGCAUCAUCCGCAUGAUAGUGCACCUGAUCUCUACUCAGUAGCUCUGCUACUCACACCCCCUCUUUUCACCUUUUUUGUGACCCUGAAGGGCUUAAAUGCAGGGGGCUUUGCAAUGAAAAUAUCUUUCUGCUCCUGGAUCACUGCCACAAAGUGUUUUGUUUUUUUUUUAAUAACAUGUUGCACCAUUAUGUAUGAAAGUCAGGGUCAACAACCCUGAAACUGGCUUAAGUACGUGUUGGUUCUGUCACAGACAGAUCAGCAGGGGAGAUAGUGUACUUGAAGUGAAGCCCUCUGGUUGAAGUACAGUCACCACAUCACCUGACACCUCAGUAUGUUUACACAAAGAAAACAAAGCUGUUAUUGUGUUGCUGCACCUAAAGCUUCUUAAAGCAAAUUUUGCCUUCAAAGAAAAAUAUGGCUCUAUGCAGGUGAUCCACAAACCUCCAUCUUUGUCAUUGCUGGAACAAAGCAAUGCCUUGCUGUUUUCACAGUCUUAUUUUGACAUUUCUAAAAUGCAACAAUAGGAUUUUUUUUGAUGCCACACAACUGUUGAUGUGUGGUCAGAUGUGAUGUCAGAGAUUUAUAUUUUAGGUUGUGAGUGUCUUGUUCACAGCUGAGAAGUUUCUUUGGUCCAUAUUGGAUUUAUUAAUCUCACAGUGGCUAUUGUUAUGGUUGUAUUUGUAUUGCAUGACUGAAAGAUCCAAGAGCUUCUGCAUGACAUUAGGUUGUUUUACAUUUACUGAAUGUAUUUAAAUGUGAUGUCAAAACCACAUUUUCACAAGGUGAAUGCAAGGGCUUUUUAAAUCUGGACAAUUUGGUGAGAUUUGCCAAAGAAUUUUGAAAGCUUAUUGUCUUAACGAGUGAUGAAUUCCACUGCACUACAUAAUAAAAAAAGCAAAGAUAGGUGGUUGCUUGCUUUAAUUUGAAUUUCAGCAGCCAUUUAGUGCUUGCCUUUUUUUCCAUUCAUUUCUUGUUGAGCUUUUUGCUGUAUUUGAAGCUGCGUCCCAUAAACAAAAGAAUUUACAGGCUUGUGGGUGAGUCCAACCCCUCCAUUCAUGCGUCCUGGCCUGUCUCUACGACAACCGAACAUAAACAGAGGGGGUAUCACUGUCCCAGUUGAAGCCGUUCAGUUGCCAGUCACAACAGUGCCAAGUCCAGAACUGAUGAGUAAAUGAUCUCUCAUUAUAUUGGAAGGGACCUUGGCAUCUUUAAUGAUGGUAAAGUAUAUGUAAUAUUAUAGACUAUCAAGACUAUCCGAACUAUUCAAUGUAGUCAUAGCAGAGGGUCCAAACCUAAAUGGUGUAAACCACUUGUAUUCACUUCAAAGCCCACUAAAUCCAGGAAAUCAAGGUCCCACAGCUCAAGGCCCGCCAAGAAGUCUGGGAGUCCAAAAACACCCAAAAAGAGGUCUACUAGUGCCAAAUCCACCAAGACCGAGGUGGACAUCCUCAGCCCAGCAGCCAUGGAGAACG
Molecule: messenger RNA, 6163 nt
Organism: Scatophagus argus
Lineage: Eukaryota; Metazoa; Chordata; Actinopteri; Scatophagidae
Gene: dhx57
Product: DEAH (Asp-Glu-Ala-Asp/His) box polypeptide 57
Exons: 26
Coding region: 383-4732 (1449 amino acids)
Cellular component (GO): intracellular anatomical structure
Molecular function (GO): ATP binding; metal ion binding; protein binding
Source: RefSeq, a predicted model, not a curated record